Ilyonectria robusta is the source of this 1482-nucleotide messenger RNA. RefSeq names its product Sodium/calcium exchanger protein-domain-containing protein. Lineage: Eukaryota; Fungi; Ascomycota; Sordariomycetes; Hypocreales; Nectriaceae. Gene Ontology annotation, biological process: calcium ion transmembrane transport; intracellular calcium ion homeostasis. Gene Ontology annotation, molecular function: calcium:proton antiporter activity. Gene Ontology annotation, cellular component: fungal-type vacuole membrane. The record is from RefSeq and is a predicted model, not a curated record. The transcript has 3 exons. Bases 1 to 1482 code for a protein of 493 amino acids.
AUGGCGAGCAACCACGCGCACUCGGGCGGCGCGGGCCACGACGAGUCGACCCCGCUCCUCCCAACCAUCUCCAACCACGUCGCGCAGCAUCACGACGAACACCAUGGCGGCCACGAGAACGAGGGCGAGAGCGGCAGAAGCGGCUUCCACCCGACGCAUUUCCUGGCCGUCCUCUGGCGCAGCUCGUGCACCGCGUCCAUGCUGGUCAACGUGCUGUGGCCCUUUGUGCCGCUCGCCAUUGUGCUGCAUUUCCUCCCUGGCUUGCAUCUCUGGAAGUUCGCCACUGCGUACAUCGCCGUCAUUCCGUCGGCGAACCUGCUGGGCUUCGCCGGUCAGGAGUUUGCGCGCAAGAUGCCCAAGGUCGCGGGGAUUCUGAUUGAGACGACGUUUGGCUCCAUCAUUGAGAUCAUCCUGUUUGUCGUCUUGAUUGCCAAGCAUGACGCCAGCGGCUCUGAGGACAAUGGCGAUGAAGGCAACCUGAUUCCCAUCAUCCAAGCCGCCAUCCUCGGCAGCAUCUUGACCAAUCUGCUGCUGUGUCUUGGCCUCUGCUUCUUCGUCGGCGGACUGCGCCGCGUCAGCCAAAAGUUCCAUCCCGUGGUAUCCGAGGUUGGCACUGGGCUCUUGCUGGUUGCCGCCUUCGGCCUGCUCAUCCCCAGCGCCUUCUACUCGGCCCUCAAGGCCGAGGUUGUCAAGAGCUCGCAUGGACUCUGGACGCUCCAUGAAAAGUUGACCGAGGAAAAGCUGCAGGAGGACGUCGUGCGCAUCAGCCAGGCCACCUCCAUCGCCUUGAUGGUUGCCUUUGUUCUGUUCAUCUGGUACCAGGCCAGCAGCCACCACAGUAUCUUUGACGCAGUCAUUGAGAUGGACGAGCACCACGAUGCCGACCGAGAGACGGAUAUGGAGAAGCCCAAGUUCACCAUGACCGAGGUCGUCGUUGCGCUCCUCAUCUCGCUAUCCUUUGUGACCCUGCUCCUGGUCUUCCUUGUCGAGAAGAUCGAGCACGUUGUAGAGAGCGGUAUCCCGGACCAGUUUCUGGGAUUGAUUCUGCUCCCGCUUGUUGAGAAGGCAGCUGAACACUUGACCGCCAUUGACGAGGCCUGGGAUGGUGUCAUCAAUGUCGCCCUGUACCACUGCCUUGGCCCAUCCAUUCAGACCGCCCUAUUUAACGGCCCAUUGGUUGUCCUCAUCGGUUGGGCAAUGGGAAAGCCCAUGGAUCUCAACUUCGAAAUCUUCAUGGUUGCCCUACUCGUCCUCUCCAUUCUCGUCGUGGGCAACUUCCUUCGCGACGGAGAAUCGAACUGGCUUGAGGGAGCUUUGCUUGUUGUCGUAUACGUCAUCAUUGCCAUUGCGUGCUGGUACUACCCAAACCCAGACGUGGCUACCUCGAAUGGCUUCGAGGGCUCGGAGCUCAUCAAUGUCACGAUGAGUGCCGAUACACUUCGUCAACUGCGGCAGCUUUUGAGCGUGAAGUUGGAGCUGUAA